AUGCCCCAAGCUAACAACGCUUUCGCUUUGACAUCAUACAUUGAUAUUAACGCUUCGCUCCAGAGGUUUUGGGAGCUAGAGGACAUCAGUUCCACAACCAAAUUGGAACCUGAUGAUGAACAAGUGGAGAAACACUUUCUCGCUACGCACACUCGAGAUGAAAAGGGGAAGUACAUCGUGGAACUUCCAUUCAAGCUCACUAAUCCUGAAUUUGGGGAUACUCUACAAGGAGCUCUUAAUCGUUUCCAAUCGGUCGAACGACGGUUACAACAAUAUGCAAAUCUAAGAGCAAAAUAUGUCAACUUGAUGAGGAAAUACUUCGAUUUGGGGCAUAUGCGCGAACUGCCACCAGAUGAAGUAAAUAAUGCACAACGGUUUUAUCUACCACAUCACCCGGUUUUGGGGCCUAGCAUUCAACGCGAUCUAUUUGCUGUCUGCUUGCGCUUUCGGAUGUAUAAAUUUGUAUUCUCAGACGAUAUAGUCAAGAUGUUUCGGCAGAUUUGGGUGAACAACAAACACCGACUGCCAGAGAAUUGUCUGGAGAGAAAGGCCAUCGGAUCCAAUCAAACACUAUCAACUAUGCACCGUCACUUAUGGCACCUCAUGUGCACCAUUCCUGGCUGUUAG
Messenger RNA from Drosophila willistoni, 627 nucleotides. RefSeq lists its product as uncharacterized. The transcript has 2 exons. The record is from RefSeq and is a predicted model, not a curated record. NCBI's taxonomy places the organism in Eukaryota, Metazoa, Arthropoda, Insecta, Diptera, Drosophilidae. Bases 1 to 627 code for a protein of 208 amino acids.